Messenger RNA from Ilex paraguariensis (yerba mate), 1058 nucleotides. NCBI's taxonomy places the organism in Eukaryota, Viridiplantae, Streptophyta, Magnoliopsida, Aquifoliales, Aquifoliaceae. The record is from the annotation of a GenBank genome assembly.
CCUCAGUCCUUGGCCGAAAGAACCAAUCUUCCGAUUCAGGAUACCAGUCUCAAGAGAUAUGGGUGAAGAAGUGAAAGCAGUGGUUCCGGAAUCGCUCUUGAAGAAGCAGGUGAGGAAAGAGCAAUGGGCUCUUGCAAAGAAGCAAGAGCUCGAAGCUGCAAAGAAAAAGAAUGCUGAAAACCGGAAGUUGAUCUACAACCGAGCUAAGCAGUACUCAAAAGAGUAUGAGGAGCAGGAAAAGGAGUUGAUUCAGUUAAAGCGCGAGGCGAGAUUGAAGGGAGGCUUCUAUGUUAACCCUGAGGCAAAACUCUUGUUCAUUAUUAGAAUCCGCGGGAUCAAUGCAAUGCACCCAAAGACCAAGAAGAUUUUGCAGCUUCUGCGAUUAAGACAGAUCUUUAAUGGUGUGUUUUUGAAAGUAAACAAGGCAACAAUGAACAUGCUGCAUAGGGUUGAGCCUUAUGUGACAUUUGGGUAUCCCAACCUGAAAAGUGUCCGAGAAUUGAUUUACAAGAGGGGUUAUGGGAAACUAAACAAGCAGAGAACUGCAUUGACUGACAACUCUAUUGUUGAAAUGGCCCUGGGUCAGUUUGGGAUCAUUUGCGUGGAAGAUCUGGUACAUGAGAUUAUGACUGUCGGACCCCACUUUAAGGAGGCGAACAACUUCUUGUGGCCAUUCCAAUUGAAGGCACCACUGGGUGGUCUGAAAAAGAAGAGGAAUCACUAUGUUGAAGGAGGCGAUGCCGGAAACCGUGAAGAUUACAUUAACGAGCUCAUCAGGAGGAUGAACUAGGCUCCUAUCCAACUUGGCUUUUUUCAAUGUGUAGUUAGUUAUUGAUACUGUACUUUUUUUUGAGGCAAUCAAGCAUCUGUUCUUUGUUUGAGUUUUUGACGAAGCAGAGUAUCCUAAAGCAUAAAAGACAUUGUUAUUUAAAAAAUGAUUUUGGAUGUUUUUGAAAUCUCGAAUGGUUCGAUUGAUAGUUUCUUUCGUGACAAUUUUGAAUUGUUACUCUUCAACUUGUACAAGAAACAUAAUUAGUUUAAAGGACUAAAAAUUUUUU